CCGCGAAACGUCGAACCCGCGUCCGCUUCGUGCCUCUACAACAAUUUUACGAUAACGUUCUGCUUCCUCCCUCUCCUCUGGACCAACCAAUAUGAUAGAGAAUGAAGAUGACCCUGCAAGAAGCGAUGGCCUCGAAGAGCAGCCGCUCUUGACUUCGGAACAGAGAAGAAGGCACUACGGGCCCGGGAGUGCACAUGCUGAGGACUCCGGUGCGCGGGGGCGUCCACCAUCGCCCAUCCUUAGGCUAGAGCGGGACGAGAGCUGGGUUGAAGAGGUACACCAGGACCAUGAGAAGCGCAAGCUAGGAUUCGUAAGCGCAUCGUUCCUGAUAUUCAAUCGUGUUAUCGGCACUGGGAUAUUCGCAACUCCAAGCGUGAUUUUGCGCUCGUCGGGUAGUGUCGGGCUGUCACUUGUAAUGUGGCUAUUGGGGGCACUUGUUGCGGCCUGUGGGACUGCUGUGUACAUCGAGCUAGGAACUGGCAUACCACGCAAUGGCGGUGAGAAGAACUAUCUAGAAUUCAUCUUUAGACGGCCAGUAUUCCUGUCGACGUGUGUGUACGCGAUGUAUGCGGUGUUCAUAGGCUGGCAGUCUGCCUCAGUCACCGUCUUUGGCGAAUAUAUAAUGCAUGCUAUCGACCCGAUGCACCCAUCAUCCCCCGUCUUUUCUCGGCUCGCAAGCCUGCUUUGCAUCACAUUCGCCUUCGUGCUGCAUGGUACACAUAUCAAAUGGGGAGUCCGGUUGCAGAACUUCUUGGGCGCGUUCAAAUUGAUCAUCCUGACCGGUAUGGCGUUCAGUGGACUGGCGGCGUUAGCAGGCAUUCCUGGGUUCAAGCUACAGAACCCUCCUGAUAACUUUAGAUGGGACACAAUGUGGAGAGGGAGCGGAAGCGGUGGGGCAAAUGCCUUUGUCACCGGUCUUUAUACCAUUAUUUGGUGUUUUAUAGGGUACUCCAAUGCCAACUAUGCGCUGUCAGAGAUCAGAGAUCCAGUGCGGACAAUCAAAUUCGCUGCCCCAAUAGCCAUGAUCGCGAUUACCGUCGUAUAUAUGCUAGUUAAUAUCGCGUAUUACGCCGUCGUUGACAAGGACACGAUCCUGAGCAGCGGAAGAAUCGCCGCCGCUUUGUUCUUCGGAAGGCUAUGGGGACAACGAACGGAGAGGAUCCUGAGUGCAAUUGUGGCGUUGUCGUCGCUUGGAAAUGUCUUGGCUGUCCUGUUCUCUCAUGGACGAGUCAUUCAGGAGCUCGGGAAAGAAGGCGUUCUGCCAUUCUCGAAGUUCUUCGCAAGCAACAAGCCAUUCGAUGCCCCAAUGGCAGGCUUGUUUGCCCAGUUCCUCGUCACCGCUUUCCUAAUCGCAGCAGUUCCGGCCGGCGACGCGUACCUUUUCAUGCUGAGCAUGUCUUCCUAUCCACUGUCGUUGAUUAACACACUAGUCUCUGGUGGAUUACUCUUAUUGCAUAUUCCAAGCAUUGGCCUGGACAAAUCAUACAAGUGGAGUCCGCCCUUUCAGACGUACCUUCACGUGAUCGCAUUCUUCUUUGCGUCGAACCUAUUCCUGGUCUUCGCACCUCUUGUCCCGCCUGCCCCUGGAUUCAAGCCGUAUCAGAGCCUACCGUAUUGGCUUCACGUCUUCACUGGGUUUGCGAUGUCCUUCAUUGGGGUAAUUUAUUGGUAUUUACGGUGUAGAUGGCUUCCUCGUAAGCAAGGCUACAGCAUCGUGCCCGAACCCCACUAG
Molecule: messenger RNA, 1732 nt
Organism: Phanerochaete carnosa HHB-10118-sp
Lineage: Eukaryota; Fungi; Basidiomycota; Agaricomycetes; Polyporales; Phanerochaetaceae
Exons: 13
Coding region: 92-1732 (546 amino acids)
Biological process (GO): amino acid transmembrane transport
Cellular component (GO): membrane
Molecular function (GO): L-amino acid transmembrane transporter activity
Source: RefSeq, a predicted model, not a curated record